Triticum turgidum subsp. durum (durum wheat) is the source of this 690-nucleotide messenger RNA. NCBI's taxonomy places the organism in Eukaryota, Viridiplantae, Streptophyta, Magnoliopsida, Poales, Poaceae. The record is from the annotation of a GenBank genome assembly.
AUGGUGCACCUACGGCAGUCUCCCUCGCCGCCUGACACCGCAACAAAGUCGGCGGCGAGUGCGGUGGACGGAAGCAGUGGGGUGGACCUCACUUGUGUGGGCUGCACACUGGGGCUAGACCCCACCAGCGUCCGCCUCAACGGCUACUUCGUCAUUCGCGACCCAGGGCACGUCUCCACAACGCUCACCUGGGGUGCGCUCCUUGCCAUUUUGCCGCCUACAGGCUACCCACCACAAGCGUUGACCCCGCCACGCCCGUCAACGUCUGUGGUAGGCUCACGCCUUCGCCACCACGCUCAGUUUGAUUAUAUCCAAUUCACAAACUGUUUGGAUAUUGGUACUUUAAAUCUUCAAAACCCCACCCACGCCACCCGUCUCGCAUCCCCGGCGAGCGCAGCUCAAAGAUCGCCGACCUCCCUCGUCGUGCUGACUAUCUCCGCCACCAUCCUACUCCUCCUCAAACUCUGUGACGUCUACAACUGCAUCAGUGUAGCCCCCAUCGCCAUCCCCGUUCCCCGCCGGACCCUGCCCCGUCACCAUUCGUCCCACUGCGCUGGUGCACCAUUUUGGCUCGGCAAAGAGGCUGCACGCGUAUCCCAACUGUCGCCCCCCGGUGACACAAAAUGCAUCUCCAUGUUGGCUGCAAUCUUAGUUUGUUUCCAUUUCCAGUGUUCUAUGACUCCACUUUGA